This is a messenger RNA of Fraxinus pennsylvanica, 984 nucleotides long. Lineage: Eukaryota; Viridiplantae; Streptophyta; Magnoliopsida; Lamiales; Oleaceae. The record is from the annotation of a GenBank genome assembly.
AUGGAUCAAAACCUUCAAGCAGUUUUCGCCGCCAUGGCCAGUUUCUUUGGAGUGACUUUAAUUCUAUUCAUUAUCUUGGUAAUCUGUAAAAGCGACUCUAGAAGACACCGUGUUAACAGCUCUAUUUCCCGGGACCGUAUCCGUAAUCGGGGCCAAACAAGGAGCAUAACAGUGCCCAAAACGGAGCUCUCCUCAAUAUCAGGAGGUGAAAGCGCGACUUUUGACCCGAAUUUAAACCGGAUAUCCAUGCAGGAACUCAUCCUCGCGACCCGUAACUUCUCGCCGGAUCUUAUCAUCGGGGACGGCAGCUUCGGCCUCGUGUACAAGGCUCGACUCAACUCCGGCACGGUCGUAGCCGUUAAAAAACUGGCGGCGGAUGCUUUUCAGGGCUUCCGAGAGUUCCGGGCCGAAAUGGAAACUUUAGGAAAGAUUCUUCACCCGAAUAUAGUUAAGAUGCUCGGAUACUGUGCAACGGGUUCGGAUCGGGUCUUGAUUUACGAGUUUAUUGAGAGGGGGAGUCUCGACCAAUGGCUUUACGACUCGUCAUCAUCGACGGCGGACGACGGCUCCGAAGAUGAAAUAAGGCGUAUUGAGCAGUCCCACUCUCACGUUUCCACUCAAAUAGCAGGGACGAUGGGGUACAUGCCGCCGGAGUACUUCCACGGCACAAUGGCGACCGUGAUGGGAGACGUCUAUAGCUUUGGCGUACUAAUGUUGGAAAUUGUCACGGGGAGGCGGCCUAGUUUUCCUUUCGCAGGAGAGGAUGGAAAAGAAGUUCGGUUAAUGGAGUGGAUUAAUAAAAUGGUCGAGCAAAAGAAAUAUAUGGAAAUGGUGGAUGCUAGCAUUUCGAAAGAUGGACUGAAGGAAAACACCGUAAUUGAGAUUUUCCAAAUUGGUUUAAGAUGUACUAAUGAGAAUGCCAAGCUUAGGCCUACUAUGAAAGAAGUUGGUGAGGAAUUGGAUAAGAUUUUAGCGUCGAAUUGA